UGAAGACGCCAGUUUUAAGGUUGCCCUUUAUCUAUGCUCCAACCUUUGUGCCAUUGAGGUGUGACACUGUCCAGCAACUCCACUACCACUGGGUCCAGCUAGUGUUAGCUCUGCAUUGAGGUUAGCUGGUUCAAUUCGAAAGAAAGAAGAUAAAAGGAAGUGAAGAAGAGGCGGAGAUAAGCAAAGACCUUACCCUGCCACUUCUUGUGGAAGGUAGCCACCAGAGGAAAAAAUCUUCUUGUACAUUAGUUGGAGAAGAUGAAGUUCCAGCAGAAAGAAUCCUCAGCUUAAACUGUAGCCCUAUGACGUCAAAGUCACCCACCAGCUUAGAAGGUUCAGAUUUAUCUUCCAUCAACACCAUGAUGUCAGCAGUAAUGAGUGUGGGGAAGAUUGCAGAGAAUGGUGGCAAUACCCAGGCCAUCAAGUCGCCAACAAAGUCAUCAGGACCGAAUCGGAUUGGCAGGAGGAACCAGGAAACUAAAGAGGAAAAGUCUUCCUAUACUUGUCCCCUGUGUGAAAAGAUUUGCACUACUCAGCAUCAGCUAACCAUGCACAUUCGUCAGCAUAACACGGACACUGGAGGGACAGACCAUUCCUGCAGCAUCUGUGGAAAGUCUCUGAGCUCCGCAAGUUCCUUGGAUCGCCACAUGUUGGUUCAUUCUGGUGAAAGGCCUUAUAAAUGUUCUGUUUGUGGACAGUCCUUUACGACCAAUGGAAAUAUGCACAGACAUAUGAAAAUUCAUGAGAAGGAUCCUAACACUACCACAAGUACGACACCCCCAUCUCCACUGAAACGCAGGCGAAUGACCUCCAAAAGGAAACUAAGUCACGAGGCUGAAUCAGAGAAAGAAGAACUAACACCUGCUAAAAAGAUGGUAGAGGAUCCUCAAUCAGGUGACACAGAGAAGAAAACAGAUGAAGUUUUUCACUGCCCAGUGUGUUACAAGGAAUUUGUUUGCAAGUAUGGCUUGGAGACUCACAUGGAGACCCAUCCAGAUAAUCCUCUGAGGUGUGACAUUUGUUGCAUUAGCUUUCGUACACAUCGAGGACUGCUGCGUCAUAAUGCAGUUAUCCACAAGCAGUUUCCAAGAGACCCUACAGGAAAGCCUUUUAUUCAGAACAAUCCUUCAAUUCCUGCCGGCUUCCAUGAUUUAGGAUUCACUGACUUCUCUUGUAGGAAAUUUCCUCGCAUUUCUCAGGUCUGGUGUGAAACAAAUUUACGAAGAUGCAUCAGUGAAUUUCAUCGUUUUAUUUGUGAGACCUGCAAUAAGGCCUUCCCCAUGCUUUCUGCCCUCAAACUACACACACAGACCCAUAUAGUAGGGGAUCCGGGGAGUGAGAAGCACAAAGUAGAGGCAAAGAGUCCGAUGGAUGAGAGCCCCGAGAAGAAGGCCUUCAUGGUGGCCCUGGGCCUCCGGUCCACCAAAGACCUCCUGCCCACCCCUGCGGAGGAGCCCGUGCUGGAUGACAACCAAGCGAUACAGCUGGAGACCCUGAAGAGCGGCCUACCUCAGGAGCCGGGCAGCACCGGCCUGCUCACCCUGUCCCCUCUCGGGGCGGCUUCCCUGGGGGCCUCGCUCACGGUCCUGCCCCCCACCAAGGAGAACAUGAAGCACCUCUCCCUUCAGCCCUUCCAGAAGGGAUUCAUCAUCCAGCCCGACAGUAGCAUCGUCGUCAAACCCAUCUCCAGCGAGUCCGCCAUCGAGCUGGCCGACAUCCAGCAAAUCCUGAAGAUGGCGUCCUCGGUCCCUCCCCAGAUCAGUCUUCCGCCGCUGUCCAAGGCCCCCGCCGCCCCCAUGCAGUCCAUCUUCAAGCACAUGCCCCCGCUGAAGCCAAAGCCCCUGGUGACCCCCCGCACGGUGGUGGCCACCUCCACCCCCCCGCCCCUGAUCAGCGCCCAGCAGGCGUCUCCGGGCUGCAUCAGCCCCAGCCUCCCCCCUCCGCCGCUGAGGCUGAUCAAAACCUCUGUGGAGGCCGCCUCCAACUCCCAGCUGCUGCAGCCCAAGUCCGGGGCCAAACUCAAUUCUCCGUCUUCACAGCUCUUCCUCCAGCCUCGGGGGGAGGCUUCGGGGCAGCCCGAGAUGAAGACCCAGCUGGAGCAGGACAGUAUCAUCGAGGCCCUGCUGCCCCUGAACAUGGAGGCCAAAAUCAAGCAAGAAGUGACCGAGGGAGAGCUCAAGGCCAUCAUCGCCGGAGCGGCGGGCAAGAAGACGCCGGCCAUGCGCAAGGUCCUGUACCCCUGCCGCUUCUGCAGCCAAGUGUUCGCCUUCUCGGGCGUGCUGCGCGCGCACGUGCGCUCCCACCUGGGCAUCUCCCCGUACCAGUGCAACAUCUGCGACUACAUCGCCGCCGACAAGGCCGCGCUCAUCCGCCACCUGCGCACGCACAGCGGCGAGAGGCCCUACAUCUGCAAGAUCUGCCACUACCCCUUCACCGUGAAGGCCAACUGCGAGCGCCACCUGCGCAAGAAGCACCUCAAGGCCACCCGCAAGGACAUCGAGAAGAACAUCGAGUACGUGUCCAGCAACGCCGCCGAGAUGGUGGACGCCUUCUGCUCCCCCGACACCGUGUGCCGCCUGUGCGGGGAGGACCUCAAGCACUACCGCGCCCUGCGCAUCCACAUGCGCACCCACAGCGGGGGCGCCGCCGGCUGCCCCAAGGGCCGCAAGCCCUUCGAGUGCAAGGAGUGCGGCACCGCCUUCUCCACCAAGCGCAACUGCGUGCACCACGUCCUCAAGCAGCACCUGCACGUGCAGGAGCGCGACCUCGACAGCUACGUCCUGGCCGUGGACUGUGGAGCGGGGCCCCGCGAGCCCCAGGCCCCCGACGCCGCCGCGCUGCUCGACGAGGGGCCCUACGCGGACCGGAAGCCCCUCACCGCCUUCCUGGAGCCCCAGAACGGCUUCCUCCGGGGCGCCGGCCAGCCGCCGCUGCCUUCCCACAUCUCCAUCAAGCUGGAGCCCACGAGCAGCUUCCCCAUGGACUUCAACGAGCCCCUGGACUUCUCGCAGAAGGGGAAGGCCUUGGCCUUGGUCCAAGUGAAGCAGGAGAACUCUUUCGUGGGGGCCUCCUCUUACGACUGUUCCAUGGAGCCCAUCGACCUGUCCAUCCCCAAGAGUCUUCGGCGGGAUAAGGAGACGGCGGCGCCGGGCGAAGCCAAGAAGCCCGAGCCGGGCCCCGGCUGCAGCGACCAGCUCCAUAACUGCCCUCCGCCCUGCCCCGGCCUGCCCGUGCCCCUCGCGGCCGGUGGGCCUUUAGAGAAGCCGGCCGCCACUGCGGCUGCCUCCGCCGCCGCCAGCCCGGGCCUUCCUCACCCUGCCCAGCCCCUGCAGGCCCCCCUCCACCUCGCCGUCCCCAUCAUCUCCCCGGCCCUCCUGAGCAACUCGGCCCUGCUUCGCCCUCUUCGCCCCAAACCACCCCCGCUCUUGCCAAAGCCUCCCGUGACGAAAGAGCUGCCGCCCCUGGCCUCCAUCGCCCAGAUAAUCUCGUCCGUGUCGUCGGCCCCUGCCUUGUUGAAGACCGAGGUGUCGGACCCCGCACCCAAGGCCGCCGGCAAUCCUCUGCUCCCGGAGAAGCUAGCAGGCCCCAAGCAGAAGCCGGCCGCCGUCUCUGGCACCGGCAGCCCCAAAGAGCCCGGCGAGCCCGCCGUCCAGGCCGGCAGUCCCGGGGCCGCCUCCUCCGCGGAGCAGGGAUCGGCUGCUUCGUCAAAGAAGAGGGGCCGAAAGAAAGGGACCAAGAACCGGCCCAAGACUAACAGCGGCAGUGUGGACCUGGAGUCGAGCGGAGAGUUCGCCAGCAUCGAGAAGAUGCUGGCCACCACCGACACCAACAAGUUCAGUCCCUUCCUGCAGUCCGCCGAAGACGAUGUCAAGGACGAAGCUGUGCCCACCGACCCGACGGGGCCCAGCGACGACGAGCAGGACUGCCCCGAGGAGAAGCUGCUGAGGGGGAAGCGCAAUUCCUAUUCUGCCUGCCUGCAGAAGAUCAGCUGUCCCUACUGCCCCCGAGUGUUUCCCUGGGCCAGCUCCCUGCAGCGGCACAUGCUCACACACACUGGUCAGAAGCCCUACCCUUGUCAAAAAUGCGACGCCUUCUUUUCUACCAAAUCUAACUGUGAACGGCACCAAUUGCGCAAACACGGAGUUGCCAACUGCUCCUUGAGAAGAAACGGGCUUAUCCCCCAGUCAAAAGAAAGUGAUGUUGGAUCUCAUGAUAGCACAGAUAGCCAGUCGGAUCCGGAGAUUCCCGUCACGGGCGGCGAAGUGCUCGACCUCACGUCCAAGGAGCGGGAGCAGCCGCGCUCGGAGGGCGCCCCGGAGCACAGCCCGGAGAGCCAGGGCCGCCCCGCCGAGGAGGCCCAGGACAAGGACAAGGAGAAGGCGCCCUCCCCCGCGGGCCCCGAGGAGCCCCGGGCCGACGAGGACGAGGAGAGGGAGGCUGCGGAGGAGAAGGCCGAGGAGAUGGAAGGCCCCGAAGACGACGCCGUCAGCAACAAGAGCCUCGACCUCAACUUUGCCAGCAAGCUCAUGGACUUCAAACUGGCCGAGAGCGAGCACGCGGUGUCGGCCGGCGCAGCCUCCUCUGAGCACGACAAGAAGCACGCUUGCGACAUCUGCGGGAAGAGCUUCAAGUUUGCCGGAACCCUGACCCGCCACCGGAAAGCCCACGCUCACGAGGAGCCGCGGGACGAGAGGCCCCCCGAGGAGGAGGCCGCCAGCCCCUCGGCCCCGGAGCCGGCCGCCGAGCGCGAGGCCAGCCCCGCCGAGCCCAAGGCCGCCGAGUCCCCGUGCGGGGGCAGGGACAACGAGGAGAGCGAGAGCGUCUCCGAGGGCGAGGGCGCCGCCGACAGGAAGUCCUCCGAGAAGAGCGACGACGACAAGAAGCCAAAGACGAACGGCACCAAGAGCGCCACCAAGGCGGACAAGAGGAAGAAGGUGUGCACCGUGUGUAACAAGAGGUUCUGGUCCCUGCAGGACCUGACCCGGCACAUGAGGUCCCACACAGGGGAAAGACCGUACAAGUGCCAGACCUGUGAGCGGACCUUCACUUUGAAGCACAGCCUGGUUCGUCAUCAACGCAUCCAUCAGAAAGUCAAAAACACGAGACACCACGGGAAGGAAAGCGACAAGGAAGACCGCGGCGAGGACGACAGUGAGAACGAAUCCAUCCACAGUGGCAACAAUCCUCUCUCGGAAAACGAGGGAGACUCCGCUCCAAAUCUCAACAGCCAUUCGGCCGUCACCCGAAGCCAGAGAGAGCAUUUGGCCAGCGUGGCCAAGGAUUCGAGUCGUCAGGAGGAUAAGUCGGGGGGAAGGACGCCUGGCCAGGAGUCUCAGGGUAGUGCGGAUCGCGAGAGCCCGUCGGGCUUCAUUCAGGAUCUGUUGGACAUGCACAGCAAGAGGCCUCCUGCGAACCACAUUCUUGCCUCGGCAGAUAGUGCGCCCCCUCUUGUGGGAAUGGAAUGACCCAAUCAACUGUCUGUCCCCAGCACAUAGACUAAAGCCAGCAGAGCAAAGGUACCCCAAUCUGUAGCACACUGGAUUUCCUCAGUGACUCCAGUGGUCGGGGAGUGAGAGAGAGGGAGAGGGAGAGGGAAAGGGAAAGGAAGAAACGAAGUAUGGCAGACUGACCCUAGUGCCAUAGCCCUUUCAGUAUAACAGUGCGAGAGACUACAGGAUAUACUGAUUCUGAGUGCCUUACUACUUUAUUAAAUCUUUUGGUAUCAUUGACCUUUUUUUUUUUUUCCCCAAAAUGAUUUUUAAAAAAAAAUAUUUUAAUGAAUUAUUUGGAGAGGACCUUUUUCAUUUAAGCAUUAAUGUUACCUUUUUGUAUUGGUGUGCGUGAGCCUGUUCGCGUGGAACUUUUGAUAGUUGCCGUGUUUUGUUCUGUGAGCCGGAAAUGGGGAAAAGAAACCAAUGCCCUUGGAUACCACGACUAACUGGAAGAAAAUGAUGUGAAUUUCCUAUGCCAGAGGAAAAUUUGGAUGAGAGAUAAUUAAUUUCUCAAAGACAUUUUUGUACCUACUACGCGAUGGAACUCUAAUCUGGUUCCAGGUAUUAAGACAAGUGGUUGAUGAAGGUAUUCAAAAUUGGUUCAAGCCAAAACCAGGAAAGAUGCUAGCUUCAACCUCAUCCUUGUUUCCACUCUUUUCGGCGUUAGAAAUGGUGUUAUUGUUUAAUGUUUUAAGACAUUUUUUCCUGGACUGAGCAUACAGAGAAGAGUUACCUUAGCAACUUAACCUAUGGAAAUUAUG
This is a messenger RNA of Gracilinanus agilis (Agile Gracile Mouse Opossum), 6253 nucleotides long. It is a transcript of the gene RREB1, whose product is annotated as ras responsive element binding protein 1. The record is from RefSeq and is a predicted model, not a curated record. Gene Ontology annotation, biological process: regulation of transcription by RNA polymerase II. The transcript is spliced from 14 exons. Bases 303 to 5465 code for a protein of 1720 amino acids. NCBI's taxonomy places the organism in Eukaryota, Metazoa, Chordata, Mammalia, Didelphimorphia, Didelphidae. Gene Ontology annotation, molecular function: DNA-binding transcription activator activity, RNA polymerase II-specific; RNA polymerase II cis-regulatory region sequence-specific DNA binding. Gene Ontology annotation, cellular component: nucleus.